AUGGAGUCCAGGGGAGAUAUUUCAUGCUGUUCCGCCCACAGGGGUUGGGCACGUGCCUGGUCUCCAAGUCCAUGUGCUUUUCUUGGGAGCUGGUCACUGAGCGGAAGCAUGGAGCCUGCCUUUCACAGAGGAGAUCUCCUGUUCCUCACGAACCAAAUUGAAGAUCCAAUCAGAGUGGGAGAAAUCGUGGUCUUUAGGAUAGAAGGAAGGGAAAUUCCUAUAGUCCACCGUGUCCUGAAAAUUCAUGAGAAGCAAAAUGGUGACAUCAAAUUUUUGACAAAGGGAGACAACAAUGCCGUUGAUGACAGAGGGCUGUACAAACGAGGGCAGCACUGGUUGGAGAAAAAGGACGUAGUAGGACGAGCAAGAGGAUUUGUGCCCUAUAUUGGAAUAGUGACUAUCUUAAUGAACGAUUACCCAAAAUUUAAGUAUGCGGUCCUCUUUUUACUGGGUUUAUUUGUGCUGGUCCAUCGAGAGUAGCCUCUUGCGCUGCAGCACGAGGUGAAGAUGCCAUGGAUUUUUUUUAGAUGAACGUUUUAAGUAGGCGAAGGUCCAGUGUGCCGGGAGGAAGAAGAAAACCUGCAUUUCAAAGCUUCUUGCCAGUUUGGGUUUGUUUCGGUUUUUACUGCGUAAGGGCGAAUGUUUGUCACAGUAUUUCCAAUGGUUUGUCACAUUUUAGCAUUUUUAGUGAGUUUUUAUAUUAAAAAUUUAAGCCAAACUGUUCAGUGUUUGUACUUUGAAGCUGAGCUUCCUCUUGAAGUGCCUGCAGGACUGUGUCCUCGAAGUCUGUGCCUCCACUGGGCAAGCGUGCCCUCUCCCUGUGCUGACUGAACUGUCAAACGGCGAACUGGGGAGGUGAUGUGGUUUUCCAAUUCAGAACUGGAAUAAAGAUUUUGCAUCUUGCCCGGUACGAGCCCUGCCAUGUUCUUCAAUAUUGCCCUGAGUGCAGCCUCAUUGCCCGGUUUCCCUGGGGGGGUACCUGGGCUUUGCCGUUGCAGACUGACUGUAGGCCCUGGUGAACCAACCUGUCCUCUCUUUGCAGAGCAACAGCCGCUGCUCCUCUCAUGUCCUUUUGGAGA
Molecule: messenger RNA, 1079 nt
Organism: Egretta garzetta (little egret)
Lineage: Eukaryota; Metazoa; Chordata; Aves; Pelecaniformes; Ardeidae
Product: signal peptidase complex catalytic subunit SEC11A
Exons: 6
Coding region: 1-480 (159 amino acids)
Cellular component (GO): membrane; signal peptidase complex
Molecular function (GO): serine-type endopeptidase activity
Source: RefSeq, a predicted model, not a curated record